Molecule: messenger RNA, 657 nt
Organism: Mangifera indica (mango)
Lineage: Eukaryota; Viridiplantae; Streptophyta; Magnoliopsida; Sapindales; Anacardiaceae
Exons: 3
Coding region: 1-657 (218 amino acids)
Source: RefSeq, a predicted model, not a curated record
AUGCCGAUUACUUUGGGUAGAAACAAUACUUAUCCUAUCGAACGCUCCAAGUUCAUGCAGUGCGUGUCAAUCCACAAGUCGCCGGAGGCCACAGCUAUUGUAGGUGAUAGGCGGUUUCCGGUGGUGGAGAGAGAGAGAAAGGAAGACGAGGAGUCUAGCAGCUCGUCAUCAUCAAUCGGGAAGAAUAGUGAUGUUAGUGGGGGUUCAUCGGACAGUGAAGAUUCAAAUGAAAUUCAGAGCUUGUUUAAGGGAACCUUGGAUAAUCUGGAUUCUUUAGAGGAAGUUCUGCCCAUCAAGAGACGCAUAUCCAACUUCUAUACUGGCAAAUCAAAGUCUUUCACAAGCCUAUCAGACGCCUCCUCUGCUUCUUCAAUUAGAGACCUUGCAAAGCCAGAGAAUCCCUACAGUAGGAAACACAAGAACUCCAAGGGCAUUACACAUGAAUGCUAUGACUCAGUUUCAUUAUCAUAUUCUUGUUAUCUGCCUCCUCUACAUCCUCAAGUUAAAAGGUUACUGGGCAACAAAUCAUCAUCCUCACCUCCUUGGCUAAACUCUCCUGGGCGAUCUUUCUCUCUGUCUGAUCUUCAAAGUGUUGCCGGUUCAAGUCCUAACAUAAUUGACUUGGAAGUUCAUGGUGGAGACAUGGACGGCAAAUAA